AUGAUGCGAUCGCGCGAUCCGCGCAUCCGGCAGCGGAUCAACCAGAUCUCCCAUAACAUCGAGUCCGCCAACGAGACUGCCCAGGAAGGACUAUACGCUUUUUCACAAAAUUACUUAUCCCCAUGCGUCGCCUCCAUUGGGAACUGCAUUAAUGGAUGUACUGCUCCUUGUUUCCCAAGCCGGGAAGAUCAGCUGAGGCGCCGGCGCCGGGGUCAGGCCGAGGCCAACUUCGAUUUCUACGAUGACUGGGAUAAUGACGAGGAGGAAGAUAGCUUGCUAGGAUGGGGCACGGGAGAAUUGGAUCGUCUUCUGGCGGGCAGUGGGUUAACUCGAAAUUCAACUGAGCAGCCACGUCGGCCAAGGAGGAUGAGCUACGGUACACGUAACACAAGACGGAGGAGUGCAGUACAUAUCCCGGAUGAUCGCAGCGACCCCACGGUCAUCCCUAGCUCUUCACUGAUCGGAUUCCUGGAACGCUUUCCCUGGAGGUUUGGGGCGAAAGGAAUCAAGUAUCGUCCCUCCGCGGCGGACUUGCAAGAACACCCGGGCAGCUCGAGACGCUAUGCACAUGAAGAUGAGCCAUUAAUGGAAGCGACCGAGGAUGAAGGAGGCCCGAUAUCUUACAAUGAAAAUAGAAGAAAUCGAAGCGAGACUGGGUCAUCUCGCGACACUUCCAACUCUCUUAGCUCUCGUGGUGAUCUAUUACCGAGUGAUGAAGAAGAAGACGCAGUUCCGCUGGACGAUGAAUUUGCUCUUGUUUUCGGACGUCGUGGGACUGGCUUGGAGUCAGAUGACCAGGGCUCGAAAUCAGAAAUGGUGAGAUCUGCUUCUGGUACGUCCAGUUUAGGGGAUGCAUCUUCCAAGAAAUCAAACCGCAAAAAGAGAAAGAAGCGUUCAUCCACAAAAUCACCAAUGAGCACAGAUCAAGACAACCUCCAUGGCUUGAAUACCCCAUCAAUGGCGGAUCUGCAAGUCGAGAAAGAUCAGGCGGCACAUGAAGAAUUAACGAUCAAGAAAAACCGAGCUGCUGCACAAGAACUGGCUGCUAAACGGGGUCUUCGUCUUGAUCAUAACCACCAGCCCGCAACAGCUACAUCACCCUCAACGGCAAGGGAACAAAUACCUAGACCUCUUUCCCAACAAAGCCUCUUGCCGAUGGGCGAACAGCAAGCUGAUUCUACCGAUCAGAGGUCCAUCGGGUCAUCUAUUCGACGGUUCUCGGGCGAACAAACAGAGCCAUUCCCGCCAUUCCUGUUACCAGAAUCUCCUAAGACCACAUCCAAACCUAACUCCAUUAAUGACCCUAAUAACGGGGUAGAUCUGGCUGGUGAAUCUAGUCGCCACAAUGCUGACAUCUCGUAA
Messenger RNA from Penicillium longicatenatum, 1362 nucleotides. RefSeq lists its product as uncharacterized. The transcript is spliced from 2 exons. The record is from RefSeq and is a predicted model, not a curated record. Bases 1 to 1362 code for a protein of 453 amino acids. NCBI's taxonomy places the organism in Eukaryota, Fungi, Ascomycota, Eurotiomycetes, Eurotiales, Aspergillaceae.